AUGCGUCUCUUCGGCGGAAAGAACAACAAGAUCAAGGUCGACCCUCCCAAGAUCAGGAUCGAAAAGGUUGUCGUCGACCGACCUGCCCAGAAACCUAAGCUCAAACCCACUUCCGCACUCAGCGGCUCAGCAUCGCGCUCCUCCUCCGCUCACCGUCCCUCGCCGAAACCACUGGCACGACAGGCUAGUCACUCGCCGUACCCCUCAUCUUCCGACGAGAAGCGACUCGAGCGUAAGCGCAAGGCACCGUCCGUCACCCGUCGAUCACCGGCUAGCGACCGUAUCGAGUUCGACAAAGACAGUGACGGCGAAGACGACGGAUGGAUGACUCUUGAUACCAAGAGACAACGCAAAGGCACGGAAGAUGGCAGCUUUGUUGACCCUAACCGCAAACUGAGAAGCGUAAGAGCCUUUGAGGAUCGGAUGGACAGUCGAAGCUUCAUUCAUGCCGUGGAUGUGGCUUCGCUUGAACACAAGUGCGUGCCUGUGAUGGGCGCCCAGAAGGAGGAUGUGGCUAUCCGACUACAAUAUCCCAGCUUGCAACCUCGAGAGAAGUAUGAGCUAGUAUGGGGAAAAGACAAGAUCGAUGCCGUCGAAGCCAGCAUCAAGGUGGUUCGCCAUGUAGCCGAAACAUACCUCACCGAAGAGGAAGCAGAGCCUUUCACAAAUCCCAAUGGUGGUAUCAUUCGAAGACUGGAAAAGGCCUCCAACCGGAACAUCCAGGAUUUGAUGGGUUUCAAGGCAGCUCUGCGUGAAUACAACGAAAAGCUUCGUGCUCUAGUUGAGGACGGUGUAAUUGCCAAGAACCUCGAUAAAAUGCAUGAGCUCCCCCAACACCUUGUGGCUUUCAUUCUUGAUCAGAUUUAUGACCGAACAGUGGCUCUCAAGGUGGAACUUCUUUCGAAGUAUGAGAACGGUACCGACUAUGUCUAUGGCGAGCUCCUCCACCCCUUCAUUUCUAAGAUUUUGGUAGAGCAGACACGAAUGACCUCUGGUCAGGUCUUCGUUGAUCUAGGCUCAGGUGUUGGCAAUGUGGUUUUGCAAGCGGCUCUCGAGAUUGGUUGUGAGAGUUGGGGUUGCGAGAUGAUGGAGAAUGCGUGCAAUCUUGCUGAGGAGCAAAAGAAGGAGUUUGAUGCCCGAUGCAUGCUCUGGGGAGUUCGACCAGGCAAGGUUCACCUGGAACGAGGCGAUUUCCGCAAGAAUUUGCCCAUCCAUGAGGCCCUCAAGCGUGCAGAUGUUGUGCUUGUGAACAACAAGGCCUUCACCUCGCAGCUGAACGAUGACUUGGUCCGUAUGUUCCUGGAUCUCAAAUCGGGCUGUAAGAUUGUGUCGCUCAAAUCGUUUGUUGCGGAAAAGAGCAACAACCACAACAUCAACGACGUUGGCAGCACCAUCCUGGAGGUGGAAGAGUGCACAUACCCUGAGGGUUAUGUGAGUUGGACUAAUGCAGGAGGAUCGUACUUCAUUUCGACGCUGGCAGAGAUUAUGGUGUUGGAGAAAUAG
This is a messenger RNA of Fusarium redolens, 1503 nucleotides long. RefSeq names its product histone methylation protein DOT1-domain-containing protein. Gene Ontology annotation, molecular function: histone binding; histone H3K79 methyltransferase activity. The transcript has 3 exons. The record is from RefSeq and is a predicted model, not a curated record. Gene Ontology annotation, biological process: subtelomeric heterochromatin formation; DNA repair; DNA damage checkpoint signaling. Bases 1 to 1503 code for a protein of 500 amino acids. Gene Ontology annotation, cellular component: nucleus; nucleosome. NCBI's taxonomy places the organism in Eukaryota, Fungi, Ascomycota, Sordariomycetes, Hypocreales, Nectriaceae.